CUUCCGGUGAAGUCUGCUGACGUUUCCGGCGAGGGCUUUUUUGCCGGUGUGUGAGCGAUGAUGAAGGCACAGGACGGAGCGGGCUCUUUCCUGCUCUUCGUCACGCCCUUGCUGUUCCCCUAUGGCUUCGCCUCCGAGCUGUCUGCGGUAACGUGCGGCUCCGUGGUGAAGCUUCUGAACACCAAGCACAACGUCCGCCUGCACUCCCAUGACGUCAGAUACGGAUCAGGCAGUGGGCAGCAGUCGGUGACUGGAGUUACGGCCGCAGACGAUGGUAACAGUUACUGGCGAAUCCGUGGGAAGACGUCGACUGUUUGUGAAAGAGGAACAUUGGUAAAAUGUGGACACUCUAUCCGUCUAACACAUGUCAAUACAGGACGAAAUCUACACAGCCAUCACUUCACAUCUCCAUUAUCAGGAAACCAGGAGGUCAGUGCAUUUGGAGACGAUGGAGAAGGAGAUAUCUUAGAUGACUGGACUGUACUCUGCAAUGGGGAAUUCUGGCAGCGCAAUGAAGAAGUGAGGUUCAAGCACGCGUCUACAAACGUACUGCUGUCUGUCACAGGAGAACAAUAUGGGCGUCCUAUAAAUGGACAGAGAGAAGUGCAUGGCAUGACCUACGCAGGUCCACAUAACUACUGGAAAGUGAUGGAAGGUAUCUUCAUGAAACCUAGUGAACCUCCACGGACUGACUUCACUCACUCCGAGUUAUGAUAGGACUCAGACUGGUCUAGGUCUUUCAGUCUUCUUAACCAUACAGUGUUGACUUCCCUGAGGAUUUCUCCAGGGUCCCACAAAGUACACUUUGAAGAGCAAUUAACAGUGAAAUAUGGGGCACAGUUUGGAUGUUGCACCCUUGUGUCAUUUAUUAUUAUUAUUGUUAUUAUUUCAUAUUUUAUGUUAUGGCAGCAAAGGGCCGGACUG
Molecule: messenger RNA, 924 nt
Organism: Bufo bufo (common toad)
Lineage: Eukaryota; Metazoa; Chordata; Amphibia; Anura; Bufonidae
Gene: SDF2
Product: stromal cell derived factor 2
Exons: 3
Coding region: 58-714 (218 amino acids)
Source: RefSeq, a predicted model, not a curated record